UGGAACGUCACGGAAUCAGCCCACGUGAUCGCGGGUGACGACAACAGCUGCGGUCCAGACGCGUGCUUGGUGUCGAAGCGAGCGCCGCGCCUUUUUGUCGACGACGGGAAAAUAAAAAAGUUUCUCAACAUGAAAACAAAAUACGUCAAGCGGAUUGUCAAGGCCCACGCAGGUGAAGGUGUCAAGCACAGCUUAGAACUGGAGCCCACGUAUGCCAAGACUGUUCGAGCAACAAUAAUGAGGGAGCGAUAUGUUGGCUAUUGGCUGGAAUUUGUACAGCAUGGAGAUUAUGUGCAACUGGUUGCCCUUGCUCCAGGAAGUUAUGCUCAUCUAAGAGGAAAACUUCAGCCAGGAGACGUGUUGUUCAAGGUGGAGAGUUGCCGAAUGCUGGGCUACACAAGCACACUCGUCUCUGAUUUGUUGGAAGCAGCGAAUAUUGGUCGUGUUAUAUCCAUCACAGUCUUUCGCAACCUCAUCCCAUUGAUAUCCAUGAAAAAUUGCAUCGCAAACGCGAGGAGCACCACCGCCACUGCUCUGCAUGCUAGCCUGGCGAUCAAAGCGAGUGCGCGUCCACAGCGCAGACAGUCCUGCGACCUGCAGCUGAAGGUCUCCGCAAGGACGCUGCACACGCUGAAUGUUGGGUCAUCGCUGCACAGCCACGUAGUACUGCAAAAGAACACGCAUGCAGACCAGGAGCAGGAGGAGCGGCUGAGAAUAGACAUGCAGGAGCACCAUAAUUAUUUGCAGCAGCUGCAACAACAACAGCCAGAACAACAGCAGCAGAAGACAAUAACGCUGGAGUUUGUGCGCAUUGGCAAAGAGCGGAUUGUGGAGAUCAUCAUACCCGAGUAUCGGGUGGAGUUGAUUAAGGGCAGGUGUGUGGAGCAGGAGGCGGCACAGGAGCCUGUUGCAGGGCAGAGCCAGAAGAAAGGCCUCUGGAUGCGAAUAAAAGCGGGCGCAACGAAACAUCUGCAGAGGCUGCACCUGCAGAGGCACGAACGCCCUAAGCAGUAAUAUUGAGCAUAGUAUUAGAAUGCAGUAUUGCAUUAUGUAUGUUGAACUGCUUUCGCACCGUAUGUAGUCAAGUGUGCUAAUUGGAGAUAUUCGUAUACAAUACAUUAUUAGUAGACAGUACGAGCUGGCUGUUGACCCACUUUUGGAUGUUGAAAUCUGGGAAAAUGGCGUCAUGAAGGCAAUAAGCACCAGCAAAAUAACAUGAUCGUCGUUUUCUUAGUAGUUUGGACCAAUUAAUGAUUAUAUAAUUUUUACUAUUUUGUAUAUAUAAAAUGUUUGCGAUGUCAUGCUAUGUUUACAUGUUGAAGUGCUCUGCAACGGGUUUCUUGUGAAGUGCGAUAUAUGAAAUGAAGCUUGAUUUAUUUAUUGAGAA
Molecule: messenger RNA, 1387 nt
Organism: Petromyzon marinus (sea lamprey)
Lineage: Eukaryota; Metazoa; Chordata; Hyperoartia; Petromyzontiformes; Petromyzontidae
Source: RefSeq, a predicted model, not a curated record